CUUUCUUCCUCUUCAGGCAUUCAUAGGAAAAUGAGGCCUCCAUUCACUGGGUCCACCCGCACAAAGGUUACUCUGAGUCAUGGUUAACCAGCAGCCUGUGCGAGUGCCAGGACUGAGUAAUGGCGGUGGAAUGUGGCCUGUGGCUACUGUUAUCGCCCCAGGUCAUUUAAAUGACAACUCCCUCCCGGAAUCCAUAGUGUCACCCUUUGCCAUGGGGAGACAGCAGCUUUCCUGUGUUUGAGUCAGCAAGGUGGUGCUCUCCACUUUCCUGGGAAGUGAGGGUGCUUGUUUGAAGCAUGCUGUCUCCUCUCCCAGAGGAACCCUUGCUGCUGGCCGAACUCAAGCCUGGGCGCCCCCACCAGUUUGAUUGGAAGUCUAGCUGUGAAACCUGGAGUGUCGCCUUCUCCCCGGAUGGUUCCUGGUUUGCUUGGUCUCAAGGACACUGCAUUGUCAAGCUGAUUCCCUGGCCGCUGGAGGAGCAGUUCAUCCCUAAAGGGUUUGAAGCCAAAAGCCGAAGCAGCAAAAGUGAUACAAAAGGACGAGGCAGCCCAAAGGAGAAGACUCUGGACUGUGGGCAGAUUGUCUGGGGUUUGGCCUUCAGCCCGUGGCCUUCUCCACCCAGCAGGAAGCUCUGGGCACGCCACCAUCCCCAAGUGCCAGAUGUCUCUUGCCUCAUCCUUGCUACAGGACUCAACGAUGGGCAGAUCAAGAUUUGGGAGGUGCAGACAGGGCUCCUGCUUUUGAAUCUUUCUGGCCACCAAGAUGUCGUGAGAGAUCUGAGCUUCACACCCAGUGGCAGUUUGAUUUUGGUCUCUGCGUCUCGGGAUAAGACUCUUCGCAUCUGGGACCUGAAUAAACAUGGUAAACAGAUUCAGGUGCUGUCGGGCCACCUGCAGUGGGUGUACUGCUGCUCCAUCUCCCCGGACUGCAGCAUGCUGUGCUCUGCGGCUGGAGAGAAGUCCGUCUUUCUAUGGAGCAUGCGGUCCUACACACUAAUCCGGAAACUAGAGGGCCACCAAAGCAGUGUUGUCUCUUGUGACUUCUCCCCCGACUCUGCCUUGCUUGUCACGGCUUCUUAUGAUACCAACGUGAUCAUGUGGGACCCCUACACUGGCGAGAGGCUGAGGUCACUCCACCACACCCAGCUUGACCCCCCCAUGGACGACAGUGAUGUCCACAUUAGCUCCCUGAGGUCUGUGUGCUUCUCUCCCGAAGGCUUGUACCUCGCCACAGUGGCGGAUGACAGGCUUCUCAGGAUCUGGGCCCUGGAACUGAAAACUCCAAUUGCAUUUGCUCCUAUGACCAAUGGUCUUUGCUGCACAUUUUUUCCACAUGGUGGAGUUAUUGCCACAGGGACAAGGGAUGGCCAUGUCCAGUUCUGGACAGCUCCUAGGGUCCUAUCAUCACUGAAGCACUUAUGCCGGAAAGCCCUUCGAAGUUUCCUAACAACCUACCAAGUGCUAGCACUGCCGAUCCCCAAGAAAAUGAAAGAGUUCCUCACAUACAGAACUUUCUAAGCAACGCUACAUAGUCUUACUUGUUUUCUUUGUAGCAGGAUAAAUCUUCCUGGCAAAGGAGUAGCUGGAAUAAUGGGCUAAACAUCUGGUCUUGGAUUGAAAUAGAAUUUCUCUUUGGGAUUGUGAAUAGAAUGUAGCAAAACCCCAUUCCAAUGGACUAGUCAUGGAUCUUCCUCCCCGUGACAUGUGCAAGUCAGUCAUAGAGGGGAUUCCACUUCCACGGCAACAGAGCCUUACCUUAAAUCUUCAGUCCACUUAUAAGCAGCGAUUUUGAACUCUUUCUAGUCGUUUUUUGAUUCAAAGUACAGUUACUGAUGUGGUUUUCAUAAGAGUAACUAUGUCUCAGAUGCCUCUGUAGUGGCAGAGCAGUUUAAACUCCCUCAACUGGGAAGUGUAGCUUCUGCCUAGGACUUGUCAUUGUUGUGUUUCAGAUGCAGUGGUGGCAUUGUUUAAAGUUCUCUCCUGCUGUGUCAGAGUUGCUUUGAUGUUGGCAAGUGCUUUCCUUUGUCUCGCUCCCCUCUGACCAGCAGGACAAAAUUUUCAUGGAGCUGUCUGAUAUGAGGUAUUAACUUAGCUUAACUAAAUUACAGGUGACUCAGAGGCUAUGCUCCUGACUGAUACAGACACUAUAAUUGGCUUUUUUUGUUUUUAACAAUGGUGUGCAUGUGCAGGUGACAAAUUUGUAUGUCAGGUUACACAAGGAUGUAUUCCUAAACUGCAUGACUGUUCAAAUGGCUACUGAGUUGUCAAUUGUUUGCCAUUCGUUAGCAUAUUUAUUUGUAUUUUCCCAACAGAUGUUAAGGUACAACUGUGUUUUUCUCGAUGGUAUCUAAAAACCAUAGUACUUAAGUCGAA
This is a messenger RNA of Diceros bicornis minor, 2372 nucleotides long. RefSeq names its product WD repeat and SOCS box containing 2 (gene WSB2). Gene Ontology annotation, molecular function: protein binding. NCBI's taxonomy places the organism in Eukaryota, Metazoa, Chordata, Mammalia, Perissodactyla, Rhinocerotidae. The coding region runs from base 297 to 1517 and encodes 406 amino acids. The record is from RefSeq and is a predicted model, not a curated record. Gene Ontology annotation, biological process: intracellular signal transduction. The transcript has 8 exons.